Tetranychus urticae (two-spotted spider mite) is the source of this 2207-nucleotide messenger RNA. Its product is annotated as polyserase-2. Gene Ontology annotation, biological process: proteolysis. Lineage: Eukaryota; Metazoa; Arthropoda; Arachnida; Trombidiformes; Tetranychidae. The record is from RefSeq and is a predicted model, not a curated record. Gene Ontology annotation, molecular function: serine-type endopeptidase activity.
CAAAUAGUUAUGGUGAAAAAUGAACGCAGCAAAGAUGAUUUUUGUUUUGUAAAAUGUUCAAGACGGUUGGUUCAAGAGUUCAGAAUGUUCAAAGGUGGAUUUCAGUUUAGUUUAUGAAAAUGUAAAGCUAAAUACUGUAAAUAAAUUAAUGGUUUCAAUUGACCCUUUCAAAUGUAAUGUACGUGUUAUUAUUAAUACAUUAUAAUAGAUUAACAUGGGAAAAUUAAUUACUUAAUGCUAUUAAACAUUCGACAGUAACAUUUUCUUCAUUGUUUUGCUUUCACCUGACUUCAUUCAGAUUGUUUGGUGAUUCAAUUGUUUUUAUCAAACUCAGAAACAUAUUGAUGAUUUGAUUGAUAUUUGGCGUAUUAAGAUCGUUUAAAUGUAAUAUAAAAUGAUCAAAAACAAUUUUCUUUCAUUUCUGAUGCAAUGAAAAUCCCAAUCAAAAUGAAACUUUUGAUUAACAGUUUAAUCUCUAUUUUUUGUGUAGUAAACUAUUGUUCAAUAGUCCAGUGCUCAACUGAUAAUGAAUCAAACUUAAGGGAUGGCUACUUUAAUCAAACCAUCGAGUCACAGCUUGUAAAACGGCAAAACUCAAUACAAACUUGUGAGUGCGGUCGAGAAAACUGGUCAGAUCGAAUCGUUGGAGGAACUGAAGUUUAUCCUGAACAUCGAUAUCCUUGGUUGAUAGCUAUUCGAUUUGCUGGUCGAUCAAUAAUAUGCGGUGGAGCUUUGAUUGAUUCCAAUUAUGUUUUGACAGCAGCUCACUGUUUAGUUGGUUUAGAUCCUAGUGAAAUUGAUGUACUUGUUGGAUGCCAUAAUGUGAAAAAGGUUGACUGUAGAGCUUAUAAAGUGGUAAAAAUAAUUCCUCAUCCAAAUUAUAAUCGAAGAUUCCAUGACAGUGACAUUGGCUUGAUAAAAUUAGCUGGUCCCGUUUCUUUCUCAUCAACUGUUCGUCCAGCUUGUCUACCUCCACCAACUUCAACACCAUCAGAUGGAUCAAAGUUAAUUGUCGCUGGAUGGGGUUUAAUGGAACAAGGUGGCAUGGGUAGUGAUAUACUGCGCCACGCGACUGUCAAUUAUGUUGAUCAGUCAAUUUGUCGAUCAUCAUAUCCGCCAUCAUAUAUCACAGAUAGAAAUUUUUGUGCUUCAUCAGCUAAUUCAGACGCUUGUCAAGGUGAUUCAGGUGGACCCAUAAUGAAACGUAAUUCAAGGGGAAGAAUAGAAAUCACUGGAAUAAUUUCAUUUGGCAGAGGAUGUGGAAAUACCGAUUCUCCUGGAGUUUACACUAAUGUUGCCAAAUAUCUUGAUUGGAUUGCCAUCAAUUCACAAUUUUCUGGUUGCUUCUCAUCAGAUGCAGAUCUGAGAAGAGAUUCCCUUACAAGUGGAGGAUGUGGUUUGGCCAAAGGUAAAGUCCGUCGUAAAAGAAUAGUUGGAGGCCAAUCGCCCCAACAGAUUGACUAUCCUUGGAAUGCUGCUUUAGGUUAUAAGGGACAGCUGAUUGGGGGUGGAGCUCUAAUUUCAUCGGAUGCGAUUCUUACCACUGCAUCAUUGAUUAGACCAAUCAUUGAAUCGCCUGGAUUUGAUGUUAAACAAUUGAUGGUCAUUUUGGGUGCCUUUGAUAUAACCAAACGUGAAAGUGACCGGAGAUCAUUUCAAGUAAGAAAGGUCAUCAUUCAUCCAAACCAUCAACUAUGGAACCGUUACAAAAGUGAUUUGGCUAUUUUAACUUUAACCUCACCGGCCACACAAUUUACUCCCGUUUGCUUGCCCACUGUGGAUACACCUUAUCCAGUUGGAUAUAAUGUCCGGUCAUUGGGAUGGGGACGGACAACAGUUAAUUCUGGAGGCUCAACAUCAUUAAAACAAGUUGAUCUCAAAUUAACAGGACGAGAGGAAUGUGUUCGAUAUUAUUCAUCUAAUCUAAGUAAUGACCUGUUCUGUGCCAAGGAAUACAAUAAAGGACCCUGCUAUGGCGAUGAAGGCUCACCAUUGAUGAUUCAAUUCAGUCAACGAUAUUAUCUGGCUGGCCUUUAUUCCCAUGUCUUACCCAGUUAUCCAUGUGGUCUUCAAGGAGCACCAAGUCUAUUCACAGAUGUCCGCCAUGGCUUGGAUUGGAUUUAUCAGAACAUGUAGUCAACAUUCAGAAUAACCUGUUGAUUAUUAAAAUCUAAAGAUUAAACCUUUUCUCGGUUGUGAAGCAAAAA